AACGCUGGUGGAAGUAGCGUUUAAAAAACCUACAAGCUUUUAGGGUUUAAAUUACCUAAAUAACCUAUAAUCCUUAUCAUCCCAUAUUGAAAAAAGGAUCGAUUGCAAGCAAAAGCCAGUUUGGCGCUUAACAAGCUAGGUGGAAGCUUGUGGAUGGAGCGGGUCAAACGGAGCGAGUAUGGAAAGAAAAGCGUGGCAUGGAUGCAAGGUACGUUCAAAAUGGAUGACAUUUUCGUGAACCCGUUUAGCGACAUGUAUGUUUUUGCUGGAAAUUCGGGAGAUGAUACAUCUACAAGCAACAACAAUGAGAAUCCGCCAAAUGCAAAGAAGAAAUUAUCGGAUGCUUUGGAGGUUGAAAGUGCGUUCAGAACUUACAAUAAACCACCGAAGUUGAUGGCUAUCGAGGAGUAUAGUCGGUGGGCAAAGAAAUUCGAGGAUUGGUUAAUGGUUUUUGCGUUUCCUAGCUGGGAGAGUCUCAAAAAUGGAUACGAUGCUGGAAGCAAAAAGGGUGAAACUUUAUAAGCAUCUGAUGAGAUAGAAUCAUUUGUCGCUGAGCAGAAAUGUAUUGCGUUGCUGUUUCAAUCUGUUCGUGAAGAUAUAAUCUCUUUGAUCGAAUACUCUAGUUCUAAAGAUCUCUCGGAAAAGUUGAAAAACAAAUGUUUAGGAAGUAAAGAAAUUGUGAAAAACAAAAAGAAACUG
Molecule: messenger RNA, 699 nt
Organism: Helianthus annuus (common sunflower)
Lineage: Eukaryota; Viridiplantae; Streptophyta; Magnoliopsida; Asterales; Asteraceae
Exons: 3
Coding region: 154-522 (122 amino acids)
Source: RefSeq, a predicted model, not a curated record